AUGGCCAUGGAGGUCCGCCGCAGGGUCCCGCCGCCGCACGGGGGGGCGGCCCCCGCGGGGCACCAUCCGCGGCGCCGGGCGGCGGCCGGGGGCGAGGGGGAGCGGGAGCGGGUGCGGGUGCAGGCCGGGGACGCGCUGCCGCUCCCGAUCCGGCACACCAACCUCAUCUUCUCGGCGCUCUUCGCGGCCUCGCUCGUGUACCUGAUGCGGCGGUGGCGGGAGAAGAUCCGCGCGUCCACGCCGCUCCACGUCGUCUCCCUCGCCGAGAUCUUCGCCAUCUGCGGCCUCGUCGCCUCGCUCAUCUACCUCCUCAGCUUCUUCGGCAUCGCCUUCGUGCAGUCCGUCGUCUCCAACAGCGACGACGAGGAGGACUACCUCAUCGACUCCCACCGCGCGCAGGCGCCGGCGCCGCCCGCACCGGCCCCGUGCGCGCUGCUGGGGAACCCCGCCGCCGCGCCGGAGAAAAUGCCGGAGGAGGACGAGGAGAUCGUGGCCGCAGUCGUGGCCGGGAAGAUCCCGUCCUACGUGCUGGAGACCAGGCUGGGGGACUGCCGCCGGGCCGCCGGGAUCCGGCGGGAGGCGCUGCGGCGGAUCACGGGGAGGGAGAUGGAUGGCCUCCCGCUCGACGGGUUCGACUACGCGUCCAUCCUCGGCCAGUGCUGCGAGCUGCCCGUGGGCUACGUGCAGCUGCCCGUGGGCGUCGCUGGCCCGCUCCUGCUCGACAGUCGCCGGCACUACGUGCCAAUGGCGACCACCGAGGGCUGCCUCGUCGCUAGCACCAACCGAGGGUUCAAGGCCAUUGCCGAGUCCGGCGGCGCCUCCAGCGUCGUGCUCAAGGACGGGAUGACGCGAGCACCGGCCGUCCGGUUCCCGUCUGCCCGCCGCGCCGCUGAGCUCAAGGGCUUCUUGGAGAAUCCCGCCAACUUUGACACCCUGGCUACAGUGUUUAACAGGUCGAGCAGAUUUGGUAGACUGCAGGGAGUGAAGUGCGCGAUGGCAGGGAGGAACCUUUACAUGAGGUUCACCUGCAGCACAGGGGAUGCCAUGGGGAUGAACAUGGUCUCCAAAGGCGUCCAGAACGUGCUGGACUACCUCCAGGAUGACUUCCCUGAUAUGGAUGUUAUCAGCAUAUCAGGUAACUUCUGUUCUGACAAGAAGUCAGCUGCUAUAAACUGGAUUGAAGGGCGUGGAAAGUCUGUGGUUUGUGAGGCAGUAAUCAAGGAAGAAGUUGUGAAAAAGGUUCUCAAGACUAACGUUCAGGCACUAGUAGAAUUGAACGUGAUCAAGAACCUUGCUGGCUCAGCUGUUGCUGGAGCUCUUGGGGGUUUCAAUGCCCAUGCAAGCAACAUUGUGACAGCCAUCUUCAUUGCAACUGGUCAGGACCCUGCACAGAAUGUGGAGAGUUCCCAGUGCAUGACAAUGUUGGAAGCUAUAAAUGAUGGCAAAGAUCUCCACAUCUCCGUUACCAUGCCGUCUAUCGAGGUUGGCACGGUUGGGGGCGGCACGCAGCUGGCCUCACAGUCUGCCUGCUUGGACCUACUCGGCGUCAAAGGCGCGAACAGGGAAUCCCCGGGGUCGAACGCGAGGCUCCUGGCCACGGUGGUUGCUGGUGCGGUCCUCGCUGGGGAGCUGUCCCUCAUCUCUGCUCAGGCCGCUGGCCAUCUGGUCCAGAGCCACAUGAAAUACAACAGAUCCAGCAGAGACAUGUCCAAGGCUGCAGAGGAAGCAGACAGACCCAAAAAAUGCUGAAUACUGCCUAGUUGUUUUAUACCCCUUGGGAAUACGGAAGAGAAAGGGUUUCGUAGGUUGAUUCCUCGUGGCAUGCGCUGGCCUGCAGGAGGGUUAAAGGAAGAAAAGCCCUUCAGGUAAAAGAGAAGAUUCAGUCGACUUGUCAUAUAUUUACCAGGCCGUGAAAGUCAAACACCUCAUGGAUCCUGGGGUAUGACGUAUUUGAUUAUUCGUUGAUGUUGUAGCUGUUCCUCACCUGUCGUUGACAGUUGAUCCCUCCCCCCACCCCCCACCCCUCUCGUUCUAAGCAUCUUGUUUCGUCCGGUCCCCUGCGAGUCUGCGACUUUGGAGAAUCUGACCUCUGGCCAAGGGGUUUGUCGUGGAACCAUCACAGCAUCGCGGCCACUGGAUGCUUCCUCCGCUUUGGCGAGGAGAAAUUCGCGUCGGCAGGUGCCUGAUGCCUUUGUAUUUUCAGCUCUGUAAAUUUAAUUUUAUUCUUUUUUUUUUUUAUUUUUGAACCGUAGAGCCGUCGUCGGUGAAGUCGGUGAUGUGGGUUGUAAAGAAAAGAUGUGGUCCGGAACAGUUUUAUAUCCUGUUGUCUCUCUCUCUAGAUCGUGCUCAUCUCAAUUGUAUGCUCCAGUUGCCUGCCUGUCCACGGAUCAGGCUUUCUCAAUAAUAAAGCUGACACUCUUUGGCAAAGCGCCAAAGGCUGAUCCCGUUAACCAA
Panicum hallii is the source of this 2454-nucleotide messenger RNA. RefSeq names its product 3-hydroxy-3-methylglutaryl-coenzyme A reductase 3-like. The transcript is spliced from 4 exons. Gene Ontology annotation, biological process: coenzyme A metabolic process; isoprenoid biosynthetic process; sterol biosynthetic process. NCBI's taxonomy places the organism in Eukaryota, Viridiplantae, Streptophyta, Magnoliopsida, Poales, Poaceae. Gene Ontology annotation, cellular component: endoplasmic reticulum membrane; peroxisomal membrane. The record is from RefSeq and is a predicted model, not a curated record. Gene Ontology annotation, molecular function: hydroxymethylglutaryl-CoA reductase (NADPH) activity; protein binding. The coding region runs from base 1 to 1749 and encodes 582 amino acids.